UGGAACUCCCGUUGCUAGGGACCUGCAUCAAGCAGCUCCGAGGUGAAACGUAGCUUUAAGAAGAAAGGAUAGGAAAGCUCUCGCCUCUUCUUGAUUGCUUCAUCUUCCAUCUCACAAUUCUCGGCGAGUGACUUUGCGUCGACAUUUUACAAACAAUCCUCAUUGAGAUCAAUUGAUUCGAUCUUGAUAACAUCAUCGACCAUGUUGUCGCUGCGCCGCGUCUUCGCUGGCGCCCUGCUGCUCCUCGGAGUCAGCAUGGUGUUCUUCGCCUCAACCGCCGAAGCCGCCAAGGGCCCCAAGAUCACCCACAAGGUCUACUUCGACAUCACCAUUGGCGACGAGCCCGCUGGCCGUAUCGUCAUGGGUCUCUACGGCAAGACCGUCCCCCAGACCACUGAGAACUUCCGUGCUCUGGCUACCGGCGAGAAGGGUUUCGGUUACGAGGGCUCCUCUUUCCACAGAGUCAUCAAGCAGUUCAUGAUUCAGGGUGGUGACUUCACUAAGGGUGAUGGCACCGGUGUCUACGGUGACCGCUUCCCCGACGAGAACUUCAAGCUCAAGCACACCAAGAAGGGCCUCCUCUCCAUGGCAAACGCUGGCAAGGACACCAACGGCUCCCAGUUCUUCAUCACCACCGUUGUCACCUCUUGGCUCGAUGGCCGCCACGUCGUCUUCGGCGAGGUUCUUGAGGGCUAUGAGAUCGUUGAGAAGAUUGAGCAGGCCCCCACCAAGCCCGGUGACAAGCCUGCCAAGGAGGUCAAGAUCGCCAAGAGCGGCGAGUUGGAGGUUCCUGCCGAAGGUAUUCACGUGGAGCUCUAAAUAUCCUACACGUCUCUGAGAAGGUUCCAUCCCGGGUUUUCUUCUCGUGAUGCUACCAUGUCAACAUAGCUGAUUCGACCUGUCUCCCUAGAUGCUAUUUAUGGUAGUGCCGAAUGGGCAGCAGGAUUCGCUAGCGAGGAGGCUGCCAACCCAUUUACUGAGAGUGAGAUUGCAGCUGCCG
Messenger RNA from Truncatella angustata, 1000 nucleotides. Its product is annotated as peptidyl-prolyl cis-trans isomerase B. Gene Ontology annotation, cellular component: fungal-type vacuole; endoplasmic reticulum. Lineage: Eukaryota; Fungi; Ascomycota; Sordariomycetes; Amphisphaeriales; Sporocadaceae. The coding region runs from base 202 to 819 and encodes 205 amino acids. The transcript is spliced from 3 exons. Gene Ontology annotation, biological process: protein peptidyl-prolyl isomerization; protein folding. The record is from RefSeq and is a predicted model, not a curated record. Gene Ontology annotation, molecular function: peptidyl-prolyl cis-trans isomerase activity.